Molecule: messenger RNA, 1530 nt
Organism: Lodderomyces beijingensis
Lineage: Eukaryota; Fungi; Ascomycota; Pichiomycetes; Serinales; Debaryomycetaceae
Source: the annotation of a GenBank genome assembly
AUGUCCAUGUCCAGACACGCGUUGACGCAUGCGGCUUCCCCAACCACGACGCGUGAGCGGCUCAUAGACGUUCCACUCCCUGAGGCAGUCCGGCCUUCCUCGAUAUCAAACUAUAUCGGCCAGUCCCAUUUGCUCAAUCCUCAAGAUGGCAUAUUGGCAAACUACAUCCGUUUAGGUUACCUACCCUCGAUGAUACUCGUUGGUCCACCGGGAAGUGGCAAGACGACCUUGGCACGCAUUAUUGCUCAUGAAUGUGGAUACCCCCGGGAAAUGAUUUUUGAAACUUCGGCAACUACAAUGACCACGAACCUCUUGAAGGAUCUCAUCAAGUUCCAGCAAUCACUGCUGUUGCUGCUGCUGCGCCACCGGCUGAUUGUAAUUUUCAUCGAUGAAAUCCACAGAUUGACCAAACUCCAACAAGAUUGGUUGCUUCCUUACGUCGAGGACGGCUCGUUUAUCCUCAUUGGUGCAACUACAGUUCUAACUCCAAGCAAGAGGAUACGACGUGCGAUAUUGUCUCGAUGUCAGGUGUUUGCAAUGGAGAGACUUUCUACUGACGACGCGAAACGCAUGUUGCAAUCGGCCGUGGAGUUUAUCAAUUUGAAACGAGCGCAUUUGCUUCGCGUAGGACAGUUGCAGUUUGAUUCCGAGUGUUUGGAGGCUAUAGUGGAACACGUUGAAGGCGAUUGUCGUGCGGCUAUCAACAUGAUUGAGUUGGCUAGUCAAUUGUUUUGCCAAACCAAAAAUAACACCGCGGUGGGCAAAGACGACAUUCGUCCGAUUUUGACCACGUUGGAGAAGGACUCAACCAAGACAGAAGAGCUUUAUCGUCAACUAUGGAAGAUAAUGAGCAGCGGGUCUGCAUUUUUCACCAAACAAAGAAACAACGAGGCCAAGUUGGAAUUGAACCCCGCGGAUUUCAAGGGCGAUCUAGAUGAGUACGCUACGCGUAUGGAAAACUCAGAUGACGGCGAUGUUGAAACACAUGAUGAAUCCGGCGCGGGAGACUCGUUGGAAACAUCGCCGCGUCAAAUUGCACUUGAUCGGUUCAUGACGAAUGCGAUAUACUAUGCGCUAUCAAUCUUGAACGCAGGUGAGACAUUUGCUACGUUUCAAAAAAGACUUUUAGUUUUCGUCUUGCAGACUUACCGAAUGAGCUUGCGAUUCUUGAGAGCGUUGCUUGCCCUUUGCAAGACGCGCGCCUUGGACUCGGGCGACAGUUUGGGCUGUGCAGUUCACGAUAUCAUGGAGCUCAUCAUGACGCAAGGUGAAAUUGUCGGCCACGAGCAUGUCUUGCAACCUUUCAGCUGCGCAAGGCGAUAUUUUUGGGGAAAAAAAAAGGUAGAGGCGAAGGAAUCAACCAAUACGGAGACUAAAGCGGAUGAAAAAUUCCAAAUCUCGUAUGACGACGAAGAAGUUGCUGCGUUGGACGUCGAGCCCACGUUGGCCCACGACUCGGUUCCCCAAAUUCCCUAUCCCGAGAUUGUCUAUGAUGAGGACCUCAUAAAGCAGCUUGAAACUGGACUUUGA